GCCUUCCCCUGCACGAUGACUCCGCCGCCGCACAGCACUUUCCCGGAGCGCGCGACGUCAUCGCCUGAGGGGACGUGUCAAAGAUCGCAGUGUCAAGAAGAUCAAGUUGAUGAGCGAGACAUUUUCUGCUUUUAUCGUCAGUUAGAGAUGGGCCGUAAAGAUGUUCAUACGCACAGUCUUCCUGUUGACAAAUACAGGAAGCAAAUUGGAACUCAGUACAAGAAGAAAACCAAUGUUGACGCCAAGGUGCUGAAGAAGAAUACGGAGAUGAAAAGCAACUCUCCAAAGCUUUAUCAGGAUAUUAAAGUUGUACUGAGUGGCUUUGCUGGAAUGGUACUUCUGAGCUACUUGCUACUGUACCUGUGGCUUGUUAAUAAGAAAGUGGAAUAAGCACUGCCAUAUGAAAUGUUAUACAAAGCAUUAUGCACAUAGAGCAAUUAUUAACUUUUAUAAUAAGCAAGAUUUACAGUGCUCAAUAUAAUGCAUACUUGUGGAGUUUAUGUAUAGCAGUAAUUAAUAGUGAGUAGAACAGUUUUACCAAAGUGUAAAAUACUUUUGAACUAUGCAGGAUAGAGAAUUGGGUGCAAAUAGUUUUUAAAGUAUUUGGGACAUUUAAAAAUUAUUAAUCCACAGCAUAGCAAUAAUAACCUUUGGAAACUAAUACAUUUGAUAUUUUACACAUUACUGAUAGUUCAGAUGAUGAUAUUAGUUGGUUCUGUUUGGGUACUUUUUUUAUAUUAUCUGGUGCUUGUUUAAUACUAGUCUUUAUGGGCAUAUUAUGUAGUUUUUAUGUGUUGACAUUCUCUUGGUAUAAUUGAAUAAUGAGCAGAUGAAUGUCUGCAGAUGAGGAUAGAUAUCUUAAUAAAUUUGUUUAAAAAAAUACAUAAUGAUUAACAUAUAUUUUUUAUGAUAAAACAGAACCUUUCAAAUGGCUUUCUACUUUUUAGUCAGUCUAAUACCAAAGCUUUUUUAUUUAUUCUGAUAUUUGUCUUGGGCAGCUGGAUUUCAAAAGCAGCAAAAAUUCAUGGAGAGUGGUUUGCUGUGAUGUUUUAUUUUUUAUUAUUUAUAAAAAAAAAGUUAUAUUUUGGUUCAAGGAUAAUAAGUUUUGAGAUAUUUGGUUCUUAUUAAGAUUAAACUUUAUCCCUAUCUUCAUUUUAUUGUAUGGAAGUUAGUCUAGAAGUAAAAAUGUUUUUGUUAAAAGCAGUGUUGUGACACGCUUUUUGAGUUGGUAAAGGGAAAAUUUAUUUUGUUAUAUUUUAUCUGUAAAGUAUGUUUUGGUAAAAGUAGCAUUUUUGGUAUAAAUAUAUUUAGUUUACAAGUAAUGGUAAUGUAUGUAAGACAAAAAGUAAAUUACCAUUGUUAUAUUCUAUUCAUUUGUUAUUCAGAUGUGGAAUCUGAAUAGUAGUGAGACUUUGGGAACAAAUAUUUUUGUGAUAAAAGGAUUAUGCACAAAUAUAAUAUGUAAGGUACAUUUUCUACUGGAAAGAUUUACCACAAUUUUUUUUUUAUAUUAUGCAAUAAAUGAUAAAUUAUAUAAA
This is a messenger RNA of Penaeus monodon (black tiger shrimp), 1538 nucleotides long. RefSeq names its product triple QxxK/R motif-containing protein-like. Bases 16 to 390 code for a protein of 124 amino acids. NCBI's taxonomy places the organism in Eukaryota, Metazoa, Arthropoda, Malacostraca, Decapoda, Penaeidae. Gene Ontology annotation, cellular component: endoplasmic reticulum membrane. The record is from RefSeq and is a predicted model, not a curated record. The transcript is spliced from 4 exons.